AAUUCUUAACUAGGCCAUGAUUAGGCAUGGGCUAGAUAGAUUAUAGGCCUAUCAAUGUUUACUUUUCAUUUAUUUAAACAUGAAGACACGUUUUUGAAUUCUCCAAUCGUUUCUUUGAUUUUUAUUACAAUUUAAGCAUCUGAAAAGGUAAAGCAGAAGAAAUAUUAGAACGACAACAAUGUCGCUUUUUCCAGAAGAGGAUAUCCUUGCUCUGCAGCAGUUAGCACGCUUAGCCUCAGGUUAUUUAGACAAACUUGAACGACAUGAUAGCCAAGAACUUUUGUCGUACCUCAAUACCCAUUGGCUAAUCUCAAAUGACAUUUUUAAGAUACCCACAGAUCAGCUGAUGCAUUUGAUUUCACAAAAUAAUCCUUCAGAGGACACAUCUAUUAUUUUGUUUCCUGUAGAUGAAACCGUUUCACCAUUGUGUUACAGAGAAAUUCACAACAUUGUCCGAGAAUUGACUAUGGGCAUAUAUGUUUUUCAACAAACUCCUUUGAUUUCCUUGGAGGCUAGCUAUGACCAUGCCACUAUCUGCCACAUACCUCCUGCUUACAUUAACACUAAGAUUGGCCAGCUUCUUAUCUCAGUUGACUACAUGAUGAAAGCACUUUGGCAUGGGGCAUACUUUCCAAAAGAAAAGCGUACCAAGUUUGGAGAACGUUGGAGGACCAAUCUUGAUGUCAAUUUAUUGGGUGUAGCUGAAACUAAAAAACCCCUGCUUUCAGAAUUUGCCAGUGCUGGUCUGUUGGAUAUUACCAAAGAUCCUGAAUUUGCCACAGCAUAUGACAGCAUGCCUGCAGAGCUCACUGGUGAUGUUGAGACACUAGAAGAGAAUGAAUUCUUCAUGAAACACGUUGAUGAUAUCACUAUGAGGCUAACAGUCACACAAGACACAGUUUUGUUUUAUGAAAAUAUCUAUAUGGUUGAUGGUAAAUAUGAUGUCUCCAGCAUCAUCAGAAUUUUGGACAUAAACAUUGACCACAUUUUUUAUGAACGUCUCAAGACAAAACUGCACAUGCAUGAGGAAAUCAUUCAAAAGUACUUAGGAGCGAAGCAGGAAACACGUAGGCAGCUUGAGUUGCUUAAACUCAUCAGUUGCCUAGUGCCUUUCUUGCUGGGCAUGCGAAAAAAGAUGAGAAUUCCUGAUAUUAAUGGUCUAAUGAACCCAUACAACAGUGAUGAGUGUCGUACUGAACGAGAGCUUCCACCAUUAAUGGUCGGCCCUGAUUUUAAAUGUAAAAAUUUUAUGGCAGAAGACAAUUAUUUUCAUCUUCAUGGAGGUAUCAACUUUGACCUGGAAACUGAUUUUAUGGAAGAUGGACCUGAGGAACUUGAGAAUGAAUAUGAAAACAUCUGUGACACAGCCAUGAAGGAAUACCUAACCCACACUAGCUCUGAACAGCAGCGUGUAAGGGACCACUACAACAUUCCUACAGUUACUGUCAAUGGAAAACUGUACUAUGCUUUUGUAAUAGAGUUUGAAGGAUUCAGUGGAGCCCCACCCCAGAAACCUCUAUGGGUCAGAGCUUAUUAUGAAGAGAUGGACAAAAUGAAGCCUAAAAGGUUACCUCUGACAGAUAUUCAGAUUCAUGAACAGUUCAAAAGACGUUUUGGAUCAAAAAAGGCCAUUAAGUAUAAGACACCAUUGGUUGGAUUGAAAAUCUGCUCUCAGCAAGGGCUUCUUUCUAUGUUCAGUGCCUUGACUAGAAAAAUCUCUGGCACUAAGAUUGGGAAGCAGGAUGAACAAGGGAUGUCACUUAUACAUUAUGCUGCCAUUUACAAUAGGCCUCAGAUUAUUAUCUUGUUGCUAGUACAGUCUGUGGAUAUUAACAGUCGCAGAAACAACAUAGUUGCAUCAGCUUAUACAAAAACUUUUGGUGACUUAAAAGAACGCAAGAGUAGUAUUGAACUUGUUGCUGCUAAGAGUGAAAUACGACGCACUGAUAAACUCGAUGGCCCAACUGCACUUCACAUGGCAGCUCGUUGUGGCUCUUUAGAUGCUGCCUGUUGUCUUGUUUCCAAUGAUGCUGACAUGUCUCUCAUUGACCAGGAUGGCUGGACUCCCAUCCACUAUGCUGCUUUCUUUGAUCACAAAUCAAUUCUGACACUGUUACUCCGCAAAGAUAUGGAACUCCUUGAACAGACUACAACUAAUGACCUGCUUUCAACACCAUUGCUUUUGGCUGCCAGCUCUGGGGCUUUGUCUGCUGUGAAAUGUCUGAUUGACCAUGGUGCUGAUAUACAAGCCAGAGAUACUGAAGGAAACAAUGUUGUCAUAUUGGCAACUUUACGUUUUCACACUUCUGUGCUAGAAUACUUCAUUAAGAUUAAUAAUGAGGCUGUGCCAGUAUGGCACAUUUUAGUUGAAAUGCUCAAUGAUGAAGCCAUGGAUAAAAAAGACAGCGCUGUGAAAUGUCUUGAGAUUUUAACCACCAACAAGAAGAGUUACUGGAAGUUUAUUCUAGAAGCUGAUGGGGUGCCUGCACUGGUGCAACUCCUUCAGAUUGACAGUGAUAUCAUGCAGUCCGUAGCAGCAGCAGUUAUCUGUAACAUUUCUGAAAAUGAUCCUGUGAGAUUGGCACUGUCCAAGGCAAAAGCUGCUCCAGUUCUGAUUAAGUUGCUGGGAUCUCACAUAGAGGAUAUCCAGUCUCGAACAGCUAUCAUUCUUUCAGACAUUUCCUGUGUAGAAAAUAACCAGAAUUUCAUUGCAGAAUGUGGCGGCAUCCCCCCUUUGGUCCAGUUACUCUUUUCUGACUUAGAAGAUGUGCUAGUGAAUGCAGUCAACUGUAUACGUGUGCUGUGCAUCAACAACACCUCCAACCAGAAUACUGUUGCAGAGUGUGGAGCUUUAGAGCACCUGGUGGAGUUUCUUGAAAUACCUUCUGAGGAUCUACAGGCUGGGGCUGCUGCUGCUUUAGCUGCUGCUUGUUCUAAAAACACAGAGAAUCAAAAUAGAGUCAUCAAUGAGGAUGCACACAUACCUCUAGUUGAACUCAUCAAAAAUAGCAAAAGUACCACAGUACAAGUAAAAGCAGCCAGUGCACUAGAAGCUCUGGCCAGCCUAAACCCAGCAAGUCAGAAAAAGUUUCUGGAACUUGAUGCACCUAAAGCACUAAUACGGCUAUUAAAGAAUGUUUUUGUUGAAGUUCGUGAACAAGGGGCUUGUGCUCUCUGGGCUCUAGCUGGCAACACAAAAACACAACAGAAAAACAUUGCAGAGAGGAUCACCAUCACUCACAUCAUACAAAUGUUGCUGGAGCCGACAGAGAAACUUUUAUAUGUUGGUUGUAUGACAGCUAUAGCCCUUGGAUCAGAGAACAUAGGCAAUCAAAACAAACUGGCUGCUGCUGAUGCCUUUUCUCAAUUGGUUAGGUUGCUGCGAUCACCAAAAACCUCUAUCAAAGUACUUCACAUGGUGAUAAAAGUUUUGGGAAUAUUAUGCGUAGGUGUAGCCUUUCAGAACAAUAAAGUGACUCAAGGUAAGAUAGCUGAUGAAGGUGGCAUCCCUUUGUUGGUCCAUUUGCUGACCAAGCCACCUAAUGAUGAAAUCCAAGUGGAGGUGGCUAUUACCCUAGGUAAUGUUGUCCUUAGCAACCACGAGAACCAGGAGAAACUGGCUGAGGAGGCAACCUUUAAGUUUGAUACACUGUUGAUAAUGUUACGAUCUAAAGAUGAGGAAAUCCGUUUAAGAGCUGGUAUGGCCUUGACAAUAUUUGCUUUUAACAACACGCCACAACAAAUGAAUAUGAAACAUGCUGGAGGUAUCAGCUAUGAUGUGUUUGACAAAUUUAUUCAGUCCAAUGAUGAGUUUUACCAGUGCUAUGCAUCUUUUCAGAUUGUGGUUCUGGCUCGCAUUAUAAUUGACAAAGAUCAAGUAAGUUUGACAGCCCAGGGCAUCAUGAUGCUGGUGUCCAAACUCAACUCACCAGAAGAAAAGGUUGUGGUGCUCUCCUGUAGUCUGCUGGCUGCCCUGUCUCAUACACGAGCUGGUCUGACAGAUGCUAUGAUUACCUGUGGAUCUCUGGACUUGCUGGUCAACAAGUUAGACUCACCAAAUGACAUAGUCAGAAGUGGAGCCGCUGUGGCAUUAGGUUACCUUACAUUCAACAAAACAGCCUAUCGUCUCCUUUUCUCUUUAUGUCGUAAUGUACCAAAUUUGUUUGAGAAAAUAAUGAAGAACAUUGGGGAAGAGCCCAAAAUUUGUCAAGAUUUUAUUGAAGACUUCAAGCGAGCCACAAGCAUUGGUUUACCAUCUCAGUGCUUGGAAAUCAAUGGUGGACCUCAAGUUUUACAGAAAAAGAAACCUCCAGGAAGACGACCAAAGGCUUGCAGAUUAAAUGCCAAUGCAAAUAACAACCUUGCAGUAUCAGCGCCCCCUAUGCCAUUCAUACAAAGCAGCAUGCAUACACUUCCAGAGAUUGUUGAACCAAUGUUUAAGAAGGAAACAGUGAGUGACAUGAGAUUGACUUCACCUUCUGUUCUAGUCUCCUGUGAAGACAGCUGUGAUCAUUGAAAAUCUGGACAAAGAAAGUGAAACAGUCAAGAUGUAACAUGACUUUCUGAUUCACCCAGUUUAAUGUCAUUGCUAUCAAUGUUUUUAAUCCUUGCUUCUGUUAAAUUAUGUUGCUAAAAUAUGUCAGUUUAGUGACAAAAUAAUAAUAAUUUUAAAAAUCCCUAAUAAAUAGAAAACAUGUUUUAAGAGAAUAAAUUAAUUAAGUCUUGUAAUUGUUUUGAACAUAUUUACAGCAUUUGAAAGUAUAUAAAAAAACAAACAUAUUUGUAAAGGGAACAAAUAAUUGUAGAAAACUGAAUUAAGAUGAUGUAUUUCAAUUUUUAAAAAGAUUUUGAUAUUCUUUUAUCAAAACUAUUCUAAUUUAUUUAAACUUUCACCUUGCCCAUAUGUUAUCCUAUCUAAACAAACUUAAGUUACUAGGUUAUGUCUUCUAAUAGUUCCAUUCCUCCGCAACUGCGGUGAUAAAUGUCUACAACUGUGAUUUUUUUUUUUUUUACUUUAUACACUGGCAUUUUAAAUUCAAAUUCAUUUUGGUAAAAUUUGUUUAUUCCCAAUAUUAUAGUGUCCAUCAGAACAUAAAUAUAGUGUGGAUUUACAUCCUCAAUACACAUUUUUGUUUUAGAAAA
Messenger RNA from Biomphalaria glabrata, 5142 nucleotides. Its product is annotated as ankyrin and armadillo repeat-containing protein-like. The transcript has 27 exons. The record is from RefSeq and is a predicted model, not a curated record. Gene Ontology annotation, molecular function: protein binding. Bases 179 to 4516 code for a protein of 1445 amino acids. Lineage: Eukaryota; Metazoa; Mollusca; Gastropoda; Planorbidae.